Messenger RNA from Hippopotamus amphibius kiboko, 2418 nucleotides. RefSeq names its product immunoglobulin superfamily DCC subclass member 3 (gene IGDCC3). The transcript is spliced from 14 exons. The coding region runs from base 1 to 2418 and encodes 805 amino acids. Gene Ontology annotation, molecular function: protein binding. Gene Ontology annotation, cellular component: axon; plasma membrane. Lineage: Eukaryota; Metazoa; Chordata; Mammalia; Artiodactyla; Hippopotamidae. Gene Ontology annotation, biological process: axon guidance; cell-cell adhesion. The record is from RefSeq and is a predicted model, not a curated record.
AUGGCUGCUCCGCGCGCCGCGCCCCCGCGCCGCCGGCCCCGGCUCCCGCUGCCGCUGCUGCCGCUGCUGCUGCCGCUGCUGCCGCUGCUGCCCGCGCCGAGCGACGGUCUUGGCCACUCUGCCGAACUGGCAUUUGCCGUGGAGCCAAGCGACGAUGUUGCAGUCCCUGGGCAGCCUUUAGUGCUGGGCUGCAGGGUGGAGGGGGCCCCUCCAGUGCGCAUCACAUGGAGAAGGAAUGGAGUGGAGCUGCUGGAGAGUACCCACUCCACCGUACUGGCCAAUGGGUCCUUGAUGAUCCGCCACUUCCUGCUGGAUGGAGGAGGCAGCACUUCAGACGAGGGGGACUAUGAGUGUGUGGCUCAGAACCGCUUUGGGCUGGUGGUCAGCCGGAAGGCUCGAAUCCAGGCUGCAACCAUGUCCGACUUCCAUGUGCAUCCUCAGGCCGCCGUGGGCGAGGAGGGCGGUGUGGCCCGCUUCCAGUGCCAAAUCCAUGGGCUUCCCAAACCCCUGAUCACCUGGGAGAAGAACAGAGUCCCCAUCGACACAGACGAUGAGAGGUACACACUGCUGCCCAAGGGGGUCCUGCAGAUCACAGGCCUCCGGGCUGAGGACAGCGGCAUCUUCCACUGUGUGGCCUCAAACAUCGCCAGUGUCCGGGUCAGCCACGGGGCCAGGCUCACUGUGUCAGGCUCAGGCUCCGGGGCCUACAAGGAGCCUACGAUCCUCGUGGGGCCUGAGAACCUCACCCUGACUGUGCACCAGACAGCCGUGCUCGAGUGUGUCGCCACGGGCAACCCGCGCCCCAUUGUGUCCUGGAGCCGCCUGGAUGGCCGUCCCAUUGGGGUGGAGGGCAUCCAGGUGCUGGGCACAGGGAACCUCAUCAUCUCAGACGUGACCGUCCAGCACGCGGGCGUCUACGUCUGUGCAGCCAACAGGCCCGGCACCCGAGUGAGGAGGACAGCACAGGGCCGGCUGGUGGUGCAAGCCCCAGCAGAGUUCGUCCAGCACCCCCAGUCCAUCUCCAGGCCAGCUGGGACCACAGCCAUGUUCACCUGCCAAGCCCAGGGUGAGCCGCCCCCUCACGUCACGUGGUUGAAGAAUGGCCAGGUGCUGGGGCCAGGAGGCCACGUCAGGCUCAGGAAUAACAACAGCACCCUGACCAUUUCUGGAAUCGGCCCUGAAGAUGAGGCCAUCUACCAGUGUGUGGCGGAGAACAGCGCUGGCUCCUCUCAGGCCAGCGCCAGGCUGACCGUGCUGUGGGCCGAGGGGCUGCCCGGGCCCCCCCUCAAUGUGCAGGCGGUCUCCGUGUCGUCCACCGAGGUCCGCGUGUCCUGGACUGAGCCCCUGGUCAACACCAAGGAGAUCAUCGGCUAUGUCCUGCACAUCAGGAAGGCUGCCGACCCCCCGGAACUGGAGUAUCAGGAAGCAGUCAGCAAGAGCACCUUUCAGCAUCUGGUGAGCGACCUGGAGCCGUCCACUGCCUACAGCUUCUACAUCAAAGCCUACACGCCCCGGGGGGCUAGCUCGGCCUCUGCUCCCACCCUGGCCAGCACUCUAGGCGAAGCCCCCGCCCCACCCCCACUGUCAGUGCGGGUCCUGGGCCACUCCACCCUGCAGCUGCUGUGGGAGCCCUGGCCCCGGCUGGCCCAGCACGAGGGUGGCUUCAAGCUGUUUUACCGCCCAGCAAGCAAGGCCUCCUUUACGGGCCCCAUCCUGCUGCCUGGAACUGUCUCCUCUUACAACCUCAGCCAGCUCGACCCUGCUGCAGUGUACGAGGUGAAGCUGCUCGCCUACAACCAGCACGGGGAUGGCAAUGCCACAGUCCGCUUCGUGUCUUUGAGGGGAGCAUCUGAGAGGACAGCCCUGAGCCCACCCUGCGACUGCCGGAAGGAGGAGGCCACCAACCAGACGUCCACCACAGGCAUCGUCAUCGGUAUCCACAUCGGGGUCACCUGCAUCAUCUUCUGUGUCCUCUUCCUCUUAUUCGGCCAAAGGGGCAGGGUCCUCUUGUGUAAGGAUGUAGAGAACCAGCUCUCCCCUCCUCAGGGCCCCCGGAGCCAGAGGGACCCUGGUGUCCUGGCACUGAAUGGGGCGGGACGGGGAGAACGGGGCCAGCUGGGCCGAGACGGGAAACGUGUGGACGUGAAGGAACUGGAGCAGCUAUUCCCCCGAGCGGGGGCCGUGGGGCAGCCCGACUCCAGACCUAACCCCAGACCCUCGGACCCCGAGGCCCCUGCCCUCUGUGAGGAGACCCAGCUCUCUGUGCUGCCGCUUCAGGGCUUUGGCCUCCUGGAGGAGAUGCCGUCGGAGGCCAAGGCCCCCUGCGGAGGCUCGCCCGCUGCCCUGCCACCCCAGGACGUAGGCCCUGGCCUCCCGAGUGAAGGACCAGCCGCCCAGCCAGCUCACUCGGGACAGUAG